GCCGCUUCUUCACAGAGAAUGUAAAAUGUGUGCUAACGGAUUGGCUAUUCCCAAGUAUGGCAGUAAAUGCAUCUAUUUCCAUGGAGACAAGAAAAGUCACAGCCAAGUUAUAGAGUAUGGAUCAGAGCAGAGAGCGGGUCUGUCCCGGAGGGCUGCGUGCUGCUCGGGUCAUGAAUCAUUGUUUAGUUGAAUAAGAAAAGUCAAGCUUCAUCUGAUGAAUACCGAUCCAUCCAGUGCACCAAGAAAGGUGCCCAUUGUUAUAAUGGUUUUCAGAGUGAAGAAGAAUUCUUCCACAAGGCUACUGUCUGUGAGUGGAGUCCUUCUUGUGUUCCAGUCCAGUGGUUCAAAUGUGACAGAGAGGUGGACACUCACACAGGGUCAAGAAUCCCGGAGAUCUUAUUAGGCCGACACUUGUGCAAGCUGAGCGAUGGGUGGGGGAGAGUGCUGCGAUUAAGACCGAUCCAGGCAUCCUUUUCCCAAAUGCCAAAUGGUACAGAGAUGGAUUCAGGCUUUUUCAAGAAGCAUUUCAAGCUAAGUCCAAAAAAGUCACACAAUGAGUUAUAGAAGAAAUUUGAGCCUUAUUGGUCUUAUUCAUGUUUUCGACCAGCAAAUGUGUUAGACAAAUAAAUUAUUAAGUAAAAUGUAAUACUAGCUGGACCAUAACUAUACUGCCAUAAAACUGAAUUGAGUAAUCUGCUUGAGAAAACAUAACUUUUAAACUUUAAACUACUUUUAACGUUUAAAAUGGGUGUUGUUGUUUUUUUAUAGUGAAUAAAACAACAUUAUAAUUUGGAAUAUAUUAACAUGUUUACAAGAUUUAACUCCAGAUUCACAUCUCUUGAUCUUAAACGAGGCAUGGUCAGGAGUCAGGACCACCUUAGCUGGAGAAUUUUACCAUUUGGAAGUGGCUUCAGAGCAAACAACUGUUGGGUUCCUCUUAUACAAGACAUGAGACAUUGAUGAUGGUCAGAGGGGCUCAUGGAACAGAUGGACAGUCCACCCCAGGGCAGCUGUGGCAGCUUUCCGGCACUGUGUGUGGAGUGAAAAAGUGAGUCAAAAUGGACCCAGGGGGCGCUGUGAUGAAAAGACUUCCUGUGGAUUCCCCCUCCAGAAAGCUGCCAGUCACAUGGACCCCAGAGGAGCUGCAGUGUAGAGUUCAGGAAAUGACUGCGAGACGGGGCUCAGACUGAACUUGAGCUGAAAUCUCGGCACACUUGCCCUGCUGCUGGAUGGAUCAGACGGGGAUGGAGGCGGAUCGGUCCCGCUUGGAAUAACUCGUGAUUUCUUUUCUUCUGGGGCCUGAUUUUGCGUUGGAAAAAACAAAGACCACGUAAAAGGGACGCGGGAUUAUACAGGUCUGGACUAUGGGCUGUGUAAAGAGCAAAGAGAACAAAGGCCCAGUCAAGUACCGUCCAGAGAACUCCAGUGGUUCUGACCCAACCACGACCACCACACCUCAUACGGGUCACUAUGGACCAGACCCCACCCAGCAGCAGCAGAGCCAGCCCCCCUCCUCCAGCACCACGCCUGGGAACUUCAACCACAUCACUCCUUUUGGGGGCUCCUCAUCAACCAUCACUCCCUUCGGCGGAGCGUCUUUCUCUGGGCCGGUGUCCAACUCGUUCUCAGGAGCUGUAUCUGGUGGUGUUACGUUUUUUGUGGCCUUGUACGACUAUGAAGCCAGAACUUCCGAUGAUCUGUCCUUCAAAAAGGGAGACAGAUUUCAGAUCAUCAACAAUACAGAAGGAGACUGGUGGGAGGCGCGCUCCAUCAACUCUGGGAAGAAAGGCUACAUCCCCAGCAAUUAUGUGGCCCCCGCUGACUCCAUCCAGGCUGAAGAGUGGUACUUCGGGAAAAUGGGGAGGAAAGACGCUGAGAGGUUGUUGCUGGUUCCAGGGAAUCACAGAGGAACAUUUUUGGUACGGGAAAGUGAAACCACUAAAGGUGCGUUCUCUCUCUCUAUUCGAGACUGGGAUGAGGCUAAAGGAGACAACGUGAAGCACUACAAGAUACGUAAGCUGGACAGUGGGGGGUACUACAUCACGACGCGGGCGCAGUUUGACACGUUACAGAAACUCGUCAAACACUACACAGAGCAUGCAGACGGCCUGUGCCACAAGCUGACCACAGUUUGCCCCACGGUUAAGCCUCAAACACAGGGACUGGCCAAGGACGCGUGGGAGAUUCCCCGGGAGUCCUUACGCUUGGAGCUCAAAUUGGGACAAGGCUGCUUUGGAGAGGUCUGGAUGGGAACAUGGAAUGGUACAACAAAAGUAGCCAUAAAGACGCUCAAACCAGGAACUAUGUCCCCAGAAGCCUUCCUCCAAGAAGCUCAGAUCAUGAAAAAACUACGGCACGACAAACUGGUCCCUCUUUAUGCAGUGGUGUCCGAGGAACCCAUUUACAUAGUCACAGAGUACAUGGCCAAAGGAAGCUUGUUGGACUUUCUGAAAGAGGGUGAUGGAAAAUUCCUAAAACUUCCAUUGCUGGUAGAUAUGGCUGCACAGAUUGCAGAUGGCAUGGCUUUUAUUGAGAGGAUGAACUACAUUCACAGGGACCUACGAGCUGCCAACAUUCUCGUGGGUGAAAAUCUGGUGUGCAAGAUCGCCGACUUUGGUCUGGCCAGGUUGAUAGAGGACAAUGAGUACACAGCCAGGCAGGGGGCUAAAUUCCCUAUUAAAUGGACAGCUCCAGAGGCAGCCCUGUAUGGCCGCUUCACUAUUAAGUCCGACGUCUGGUCCUUCGGCAUCUUACUCACUGAGCUCGUCACCAAAGGCAGAGUGCCCUACCCAGGUAUGGUGAACCGGGAGGUGCUGGAGCAGGUGGAGAGGGGCUAUCGCAUGCCUUGUCCCCAGGGCUGCCCAGAGUCUCUGCAUGAGAUGAUGAAGCUGUGCUGGAAGAAAGAGGCGGACGAGAGGCCCACCUUUGAGUACAUCCAGUCCUUUUUGGAGGACUACUUCACAGCCACAGAGCCACAGUACCAGCCCGGGGAGAACUUAUAACCGCCCUGCCCAAAUUGUACCUCUAUGUUAAGGGGAAAAAAUAUCAACUAUAACACUAAUACAUAUGACUGAAAAUAGCAUAGAGUCAACAACCACUACCUGAUGUAUCGCCUGUGUCCAUUGUUCGCCACAUUUCGUUUUCGUAUGUUUUUAUUAUUUAUGGUACGUCACAAAUCAUAUAUCCAUGCGUACUUGAGCAGGACAUGUGUUUUGAAUGUUACUGGCAUUUUGUGAGGAGGAUGUGCAGUAUGUGAAAUAAGCUGUGAUCAUGUCUUACUUACAGUAAUAAUUAGUAACUUAUAUAUUAGAUCAAAAAUGUAUUAAAUUAAAAGUUAAAUUAUUGGCAAAAAUUAUAUAUCACCAAAGUUUAGUUCAAUGGUAAUUAUUUAUUGGCUAACCUCACAUGUACACAGGUGCAAUUUUUCUGUUAGAAUUCCACCUUUUUUCCUGUUAUUUAAUCACUUCAUUCAUUCAUUUUCAGCUUUCAUAUCACACGUUUUGUUUUGUUUUUUACCAGAUUUGCAAAUGUCCUUAUUGUUCACUAUCGGCGGUAUAGUCUGACCUCAGCCUGAUAGCUGAAGUGCUGACAAAGUGGAGAGAGUUUGAUGACCCUUAUGAACUGAAAUCAUGACCAACCAUAAUGUACACAUCAUUUAAUGUGUUUCUACUGUGUUUUUACUGUGGAAUACAAGCAAGCCUAAAUGUGUCUCAUGGGAUCUUAGAUGUUAGUUAUACUAUGUUAGAUAUUUCCAUUUUCUCCUUUCUAAACUGCAGUAUUAUGACCAUUUUUGAUGAAUGACUGAUUUUGUGGCUUUGUAUAUUACAAAGUAGCCUACCCUUUUUUAUAACUGCAUUACAUAUUAUACUCCAAUUGAAUGGGAACAUGUGGGGGUAAAUCGUUUUUAGAAUAAAACUUCAUUUUACACGA
This is a messenger RNA of Boleophthalmus pectinirostris (great blue-spotted mudskipper), 3930 nucleotides long. Its product is annotated as tyrosine-protein kinase yes. Gene Ontology annotation, molecular function: ATP binding; signaling receptor binding; non-membrane spanning protein tyrosine kinase activity. The transcript is spliced from 18 exons. The coding region runs from base 1365 to 3002 and encodes 545 amino acids. Gene Ontology annotation, cellular component: extrinsic component of cytoplasmic side of plasma membrane. The record is from RefSeq and is a predicted model, not a curated record. Lineage: Eukaryota; Metazoa; Chordata; Actinopteri; Gobiiformes; Gobiidae. Gene Ontology annotation, biological process: cell surface receptor protein tyrosine kinase signaling pathway; innate immune response; protein phosphorylation.